Molecule: messenger RNA, 1292 nt
Organism: Aspergillus saccharolyticus JOP 1030-1
Lineage: Eukaryota; Fungi; Ascomycota; Eurotiomycetes; Eurotiales; Aspergillaceae
Exons: 3
Coding region: 69-1292 (407 amino acids)
Source: RefSeq, a predicted model, not a curated record
UUUUGUCAACCAUCCAACCCCUCCUCGUUCCGCCUACUGCACCCAGUCUAGCAGAGACCUCACCCAUCAUGGCUGAGUCGAGAGUCGUAUCCCCUCCAUCCAGCCCAUCCGUCUAUCCUCACUCGUUCGCAGACUGGCAAGUCGCCCUCCAAGCCAUCAAACUCCUCUAUACCCAGCGCCAAUACAAGCAAUGCGCUGCACGCGUCUCGGAGGUGCUAAGGACCGCGCCAGAGCCAAUCCACGCCGUUCAUAAGACUUUCCUCUACUUCUACAGCGCUAUCUCUUAUGAGGCAAUGGGUCUGUCCGCUCACAAUUACUCUCGCAACAAGCUUCCAUUGCUGCACUUGGCCCUAGAAUCUUUUGUCACCUGCAGUGCUGUCCUUCCGGGUCCAAUUCCAGCUAUUGAGCGCUAUUCAAACACCUCCGAGGCUUUAUUUACUUCGAUUCCCUCGGACUCUUCCUCGUAUUGUGAUUCCCCGGGAUCGAGAACUAGGCCCUCGAGCCUUGCAAGCAGCCUGGCGGAUAUGAUCGAGCGGUCUCUCCACUAUGGCAGCGCGAAAGAAGAUCCUUUCAUCUCACAUGACAGUGGUGAUGAGAGCGGACAGUCGCAUAAGAAGCUAUGCACUGAGAUUCUGGCUUCGAGUGCUAGUCACAGCUCUCUGGUUCCUUCGCCACUGAACACAGACGACUCCAGUGCCCUGAUAAAUCGGCCAGCAGUCAACAAGGUCGGCACAAACAAGAUCGUCCUUGCUCGCGCACAUCCACUUCCUCUCAUAAUUGACACAGGACAUGCUCGACCAUCUUCUCCCGACCCUGGAGAGCGCGCAGACGCCGCUUCCCACUUGCAUGGGGGACAGAGGGUUCCUCCAUACCCGACCGAAUACUCGAGCCACAUUUCGAACUUCAACAGCAGCAUCCGCUCUCUUCAAGCUCAGAUCAACUCGAGCAUUGCGAGAAACAAGGCCACAAUCGAAGAGGUCACCGAGAUGCAGCUCACUCGCCGUAGAUCGAAGAGUGUUCGCCGCUCGGCUUCUUUCUGGAGUUUCAGUCCCAUCAACGAGAAAGACGGGAAGUCCGCUUCUUCAGCUGCUUCUUGUCCUAAUUCUGCGGAUAAGAGCUCCGGACAAACGCUUGUUACGGAGAGCAUGGAUCAGAGAAUUCAGAGAUUACGCAGUGAAGGGUGGCAGACGGUCGGGAUCAAGUCCCGGCGUCGAGGCUGGAAGGGAGAGGAGUACUACCGUGCCUACUGCGCAAGGAUCUUGGGUGAGCUUUAUCUCACGGAGGAGAAUUAA